This is a messenger RNA of Mytilus californianus (California mussel), 804 nucleotides long. RefSeq names its product 5-formyltetrahydrofolate cyclo-ligase-like. Gene Ontology annotation, cellular component: mitochondrion. The transcript is spliced from 4 exons. Lineage: Eukaryota; Metazoa; Mollusca; Bivalvia; Mytilida; Mytilidae. Gene Ontology annotation, biological process: tetrahydrofolate interconversion; folic acid-containing compound biosynthetic process. Gene Ontology annotation, molecular function: 5-formyltetrahydrofolate cyclo-ligase activity. Bases 202 to 786 code for a protein of 194 amino acids. The record is from RefSeq and is a predicted model, not a curated record.
UGUAGUUAAAAUUAAUAUUUUUUGCUUGAACAGAAUGUUUUUCGAGAAGGCUCAAGGCAAAUGUGAUGUACGGCAGCCUGUAAGCAACACUAUUUCGUGAGUUUAAAGGACUUGGAAUGGACAACAUCUCACACAUUUUUGUAUUUAUUGGUUGGACUAACUGCAAAUCGUCUUGUUUUAUUUUCUUGAAGAACAGAUACUAUGAAUGGUUUAAAAGCAGCAAAGGGUUUGUUAAGGAAAGAAAUUAAGCAGAGAGUAGCAGGUUUAACAGAAAGUGAAAAACAGAGACAAUCGAAAAUUGUAACAGACAAGUUGUUAUCUCUAGAAAAAUUCCAGGGCAGUAAGAAGGUUUCUGUAUAUUUACAUAUGUCAGAUGAAAUCCAGACUGUAGCUAUUUUACAACACUUGCUAAAGAACAAGGAAUGCUACAUACCACAAUACAUUGGCCCUAAAAUGAAAAUGGUCAGGUUAAAAUCAUGGCAAGACUAUACAGAACUUCCUGAAACAAAAUGGAAAAUAAAACAACCAGCAGACCAUGAUGUCAGACCUGAUGCACUUGAUACAGAAGGUUUAGAUUUGAUAAUAAUGCCAGGAUUAGGUUUUACAACAGAAUGUGAUAGACUUGGUCGAGGGAAAGGAUAUUAUGAUACAUAUCUACAGAAAUGUGAAGACAUGGGAUACAAACCAUACACUGUUGCUUUAGCCUUUAAUGAACAAAUAUGUCACUCUAUACCUACAGACAGUCAUGAUAAAAAGCUAGAUGUAGUUUUGUUUCCAGAUAGUUAAUAAAUCAUUAAAAUGAAA